AUGGACACGCCCGAACGCGAGGAGCCCUUCCUACUCACGCUGUGGCGUGACUGGGGUGACUACAUCCAGACAAACCUCAACAUCCCCCUCUAUGUCGUGCAGAUUGCCAGCACCAUCCUUGCACUCGGCUUCAGCGUCGUGCUGAUCCGCGUCGCCAACGCAGCCGCCAUAGCCACCGCCAACGGUCCGAAGCGCUACACCAUCCCCCCACCGAGAGCACCCCCGAACGACGGCAAGCAGACAGUCGAGGAGGCCACCAUCAAGCUCCCCGGCAGCUCCGCGAUCCAGUGCUACGCCCCCGCCACAGGCCAGCUGCUGGGCCUCGUCAACCCGUCCACGCCCGAGGGCAUCGACCGCGCCAUCGCGGCCGCUGAGGCCGCCCAAGUCCAGUGGAAGACGACAACGUUUGAGCAGCGACGCGCCGUGCUCCGCACGCUGAAGAGACACGUCAUGGACAAUGCGCAGGAGAUCUGCCGCGUCGCGGGCCUGGACAGCGGCAAGACGCUCGUGGACGCGCAGCUGGGCGAGAUCCUGGUGACGGUCGAGAAGCUCGAGUGGACCAUCCGACACGGCGAGCGGGCGCUGCGACCGUCCGCGCGGCCGACGAACCUUCUCAUGGCCUACAAGCGGAACAAGGUCGUCUAUGAACCCAUGGGCGUCGUCGCCGCCCUCGUCAGCUGGAACUAUCCGUUUCACAACCUCAUUGGCCCCGUCAUCAGCGCCCUCUUUGCUGGCAAUGCCAUUGUCGUCAAGGUCUCGGAGAACACGGCCUGGUCCAGUGCGUACUUUGCCAACGUCGUCCGAGGCGCCCUCGCUGCCCACGGACACGACCCGGCCCUUGUCCAGACUGUCGUCUGCUGGCCCCAGACGGCGGGCCACCUGACGGCGCACCCCAGCAUCAGCCACGUCACGUUUAUCGGCUCCCAGUCGGUGGCGCACCAUGUCGCGACCAGUGCGGCCAAGAGUCUGACGCCUGUCGUGCUCGAGCUCGGUGGCAAGGACCCCUUUAUCGUGCUCGACUCGGCGGCCAAGGACCUCACGCGCAUCGUGGAGAUUAUCCUGCGCGGCACAUUCCAGGCGUCCGGGCAGAACUGCAUCGGUAUCGAGAGGGUGAUUGCGAGUGGUGCCGUGUACGACGCGCUGGUGGCCAAGCUGGAGCCGCGUGUCAAGGCCAUUCGGCUGGGUCCCGAUGCGGACAUGGGCGCCAUGAUCUCGGACGCGUCCUUCUCGCGACUCGAGGAGGCCAUUGCGGAGGCUGUCUCGCAGGGCGCCCGUCUCCUGGCCGGUGGUAAGCGGUACGCGCACCCAGAGUACCCCAAGGGCCACUACUUCCUACCGACGCUGCUGGUCGACGUGACGCCCACGAUGCGCAUUGCGCAGAACGAGUGCUUCGGCCCCAUCCUGACGCUGAUGCGGGCCCCGUCGUCGUCGGCAAAGGACAUGCUGGCCAUUGCGAACGCGCCCAACUUUGGUCUCGGUGCGUCAGUGCACGGUUCGGAGCGCGACCCGGCCCUGCAGGCCAUCGUGUCGGGCCUCAAGGCGGGCAUGGUGGCCGUCAACGACUUUGGGGCGUACUACGCCGUGCAGCUCCCCUUUGGCGGUGUCAAGGGGUCAGGCUACGGACGGUUCGCGGGCGAGGAGGGCUUGCGGGGCCUGUGUAAUAUGAAGAGCAUCAUCGAGGAUCGCUUCGGCUGGCUGGGUGUGCGGACGGGGAUUCCACCGGCGGUGCAGUACCCGGUGGCAGACCAGAAGAAGGGCUGGCAGUUUGCGCAGGGCGUGGUGGAGGUGGGCUAUGGUGGUCUGGGGAAGAAGGCGGGUGGUGUGGGGAGGAUACUGAGGAAUAUGUAG
Messenger RNA from Emericellopsis atlantica, 1848 nucleotides. Its product is annotated as Aldehyde/histidinol dehydrogenase. The transcript has 2 exons. Lineage: Eukaryota; Fungi; Ascomycota; Sordariomycetes; Hypocreales; Bionectriaceae. The coding region runs from base 1 to 1848 and encodes 615 amino acids. The record is from RefSeq and is a predicted model, not a curated record. Gene Ontology annotation, molecular function: aldehyde dehydrogenase (NAD+) activity.